Hydra vulgaris (swiftwater hydra) is the source of this 886-nucleotide messenger RNA. RefSeq names its product balbiani ring protein 3. NCBI's taxonomy places the organism in Eukaryota, Metazoa, Cnidaria, Hydrozoa, Anthoathecata, Hydridae. Gene Ontology annotation, cellular component: membrane. The record is from RefSeq and is a predicted model, not a curated record. Gene Ontology annotation, biological process: positive regulation of cell population proliferation; positive regulation of protein autophosphorylation. Gene Ontology annotation, molecular function: growth factor activity; growth factor receptor binding.
UAGCAUUUUUCUUAUACGGCAGCUUAAUAAACUUUUGUUUUUUAAUUUAACUUGUGUGUGCAUAAAGAAAAUUGUAACGUGAUUUUUUUUUAAGAGUUUUUAAACUUCAGUUAAUUCAAUAUGCUUACAAACUAAAUAACUUUGACAAUAAUGAAAUCAGAGAUUUCAAUGAUCAGGUUAAUGGUACUAUCUCUUUGUACUUUUGUAAGUACAAAUGCUGAUGCAACGGAUACAUUAUCAAAAAUUAUAUUGGAAAAACUUAUCAGGAUCAAACAUGAAAAACGUUUAAUAAAAGAUUCCCUCAAUGCGUGGAUUGAUGAAAUUCAUCCACUUAUAUCAGAUAAAGAUGUAUGCUGUGACCUGAGAAAUGUUAUUGAAGAAAUUCCAUUGAACAAAUCAAAUGAUUUUUAUUUACAUCCUAACUAUAUUCCUGUCAAAAGAUGCGUUGGUAGUUGCCAGUUAUUUCACAAAUGCCUUCCUAUAUCUUUUACUACAAAAUCUGCAAGAGUACAUAAAGUUUUGGACACUCAAAUGGAAGUUUAUAAAGUAGAUUACAUAAAUCACGAAUCUUGCAACUGUGAUUGCGCCAUUAAAAAAGAGGAUUGCUCAUCUCUACAAACCUAUGAUUCUAAAAACUGCAUGUGCAAAUGUUCUACAACUUCAAAAAUAUGUCCUUCAAACAAGCAGUGGUCAGAUAUAGAAUGUGACUGCGCUUGUAACGAGCAAUCUAAGAUCUGCGAUAACGGAAAAACUUGGAACAAAGAAAUUUGUCAGUGUGAAUGUUUAUUACAAUGUUGUCCAAUGGAAAAGAAACUUGAUAAACAAAAUUGUUUAUGUGUUACUUAAAAAAAUUUUUAAUGAAUAAAUCUAUGAAAAAAGCGAAAUA